This is a messenger RNA of Synchiropus splendidus (mandarinfish), 2734 nucleotides long. It is a transcript of the gene dgkb, whose product is annotated as diacylglycerol kinase, beta. Gene Ontology annotation, biological process: intracellular signal transduction; lipid phosphorylation; diacylglycerol metabolic process. Gene Ontology annotation, molecular function: ATP-dependent diacylglycerol kinase activity; calcium ion binding. Gene Ontology annotation, cellular component: plasma membrane. The transcript is spliced from 25 exons. The record is from RefSeq and is a predicted model, not a curated record. NCBI's taxonomy places the organism in Eukaryota, Metazoa, Chordata, Actinopteri, Syngnathiformes, Callionymidae. Bases 356 to 2698 code for a protein of 780 amino acids.
CGUGGAGGGGGAGGAGGAGGGGGAGUGACGUGAGCGCGGGAGAAACUGAUGGUUGCAGUCGGAUUAUUCUGCUCUCCCCCUCCCUCCUCCCUCGCUCUGUCUCCCUCCACGAUGAUGCUGCUGCUGCACUGACAGAAAAACAAACAUGCUGCUGACACAUCGACGGCUCUUCGGGUCCCUCUGAGCCGCCGCGGCGGCAGAUCCAGCGGCUGGCAAGCGGAAUGUGAGCGGCUACAAACAUCUGCCGGGGGACUCCUCUUCCUCCUGCUCUACUCCUGCAUCAGUCUGACAGCUGCCCCCUCCCUGUGUGCACCGCUGUCCCGGGAAUGUUCGGCGGACACAGAGACGGAACACGAUGAGCGUCCCGGACAAAUGGGUCACUCUGACCCCGGCUGAGUUCGCGCUGCUGCAGGAGUACACACAGUACUCCACCAAGAAGCUGAAGGAUGUGCUGCAGGAGUUCCACGGUGAAGGAGUCCUGGCCAAGUACAACCCAGAGGAGAAGCAGGACAUCCUCAGUCAGGCCAUCGAUUUUGCGGGCUUCAAGCUCUUCAUGCAGACGUUCCUGGAGAACGAGCUUCCAGACGAGUUCUGCCAGCAUCUCUUCAUGUCCUUCAGCAACAAGGGAGCAGAACCCAUGUCCUCCUCCUCGGGCACCGACAGACCCCGGGUAUCUGGACUCAAGCUGAUCAAGUCCACGCCGGCCAGACUGAACCCCAAGCCUCUGGAGUCAGUGCAGUUGAAAGACAUUGUGUGCUACCUGUCUCUGCUGGAAGGGGGGCGACCCGAGGACAAGCUGGAGUUUAUGUUUCGACUCUACGACACGGAUGGAAAUGGAUCACUGGACAGUUCGGAGCUGGAACACAUCAUCUCUCAAAUGAUGCACGUGGCAGAGUACCUGGAGUGGGAUGUCACCGAGCUCAAGCCGAUCCUCCAGGAGAUGAUGCGAGAGAUCGACUAUGAUCACGAUGGAACCGUGUCGCUGGAAGAGUGGAUCCAGGGGGGUAUGACCACCAUCCCACUGCUGGUCCUGCUGGGCCUGGAGACGAAUGUGAAAGACGACGGACAGCACGUGUGGAGACUGAAGCACUUCAACAAGCCUGCGUACUGCAACUUGUGCCUCAACAUGCUGAUCGGCCUCGGCAAGCAGGGGCUGUGCUGCUCCUUCUGCAAGUACACGGUGCACGAGCGUUGCGUGUCCCGCGCUCCCCUGUCCUGCAUCAAGACCUACGUCAAGUCCAAGAAGAACACGGAGGUCAUGCACCACUUCUGGGUGGAGGGCAACUGCCCCACCAAGUGUGACAAGUGCCACAAGACCAUUAAGUGCUACCAGGGUCUGACCGGGCUCCACUGCGUCUGGUGUCAGAUCACGCUCCAUAACAAGUGUGCCUCCCACGUGAAGCCUGAGUGUGACUGCGGACCCCUGAAGGAUCACAUCCUGCCGCCCAACUCCAUCUGCCCCGUGGUCCUGGAGCGACAGUCAACGCUGAGGAAAGACUCCAAGUCCAGUCAGUCCAGUCGAGCCAAGAUGCAGAGAGCCAACUCAGUCACGGUGGACGGACAAGGUCUGCAGAUCACAACUAUGGCGGGGACUCAUCCUCUGCUGGUGUUUGUCAACCCGAAGAGCGGCGGGAAGCAGGGCGAGCGGAUAUACAGAAAGUUCCAGUACCUUCUGAACCCGAGACAGGUCUACAAUCUGGCGAAGAACGGACCCAUGCCCGGGUUGAACUUCUUCCGGGACGUUCCAGACUUCAGAGUCUUGGCAUGCGGAGGGGACGGCACAGUGGGCUGGAUCCUGGACUUCAUCGACAAGGCCAACCUGGACCGGAACCCGCCGGUGUGUAUCCUCCCGCUGGGCACCGGGAAUGACCUGGCCAGGUGUCUGCGCUGGGGAGGAGGGUACGAGGGCGAGAGCCUGCUGAAGAUCCUGCGGGACAUUGAGAACAGUGCAGAGGUCAUGCUGGACCGCUGGAAGAUCGACGUCACGGCCACCGACAAAGAGGAGCGGGGCGACCCGGUGCCCUACAGCAUCAUCAACAACUACUUCUCCAUCGGAGUGGAUGCCUCCAUCGCUCACCGCUUUCACCUGAUGAGGGAGAAACACCCGGAGAAAUUCAACAGCAGAACAAAGAACAAACUGUGGUACUUUGAGUUCGGCACUUCGGAGACUUUCUCAGCCACGUGUAAGAAGCUGCACGAGUUUGUGGAGGUGGAGUGCGACGGCGUCACUCUGGACCUGAGCUCCGUCUCUCUGGAGGGCAUCGCCAUCCUCAACAUUCCCAGCAUGCACGGCGGCUCCAACCUGUGGGGCGAGAGCAAGAAGCGGCGAGGGAACCGCAAGGCGGGAAAGAAAAGCCUGGAGCGGAGGACGCCGCUGACCGACCCCAAAGAGCUGAUGUUUGCUGUUCAAGACCUGUCGGACCAGCUGCUGGAGGUGGUGGGACUUGAAGGCGCCAUGGAGAUGGGUCAGAUCUACACGGGCCUGAAGGCCGGGAGGAGGCUGGCCCAGUGUUCCUCCGUCACCAUCAGGACCAGCAAGUCUCUGCCCAUGCAGAUCGACGGGGAGCCGUGGAUGCAGACCCCCUGCACGAUUGACAUCGUCCACAAGAACCAGGCUCCGAUGCUGAUGGGUCCACAGCCGGCCCGGAGCUUCUUCUCUCAGUUCCUCAGGAGAACCCGGGCCGAGAGCAAAGACUGAGCAGAGCCGAAGCCAGAGCUCAAUUAUGGCUGCGUC